CGUGGACUCCUUUUGAAAGCUGGGCAGACACUUUGCCAAUCUCGACCUGUCUACCACAAGAAUAGCUCAUCCACCCCACUCGAUUGUUCUCCUGGCGUUCCAUCAUCCGGUAGAUAUACAAAUCCUCUGACAGGUACAGUACCUGGCCGAGCCAAUGUUGCCAAGCGGCGAGUGAGGAGGAAAUGAAGUCCAAAGUGGGAACCUUGGAAUUGCUGUCCACGGUCAUGCACUUUCCAUUAAUUUGAGCCACCAGACUCAUCCCUCCGGGAAUCUGUAUGUACUUGUACUUGUCGGUACACAGUACGGAAAACUCACUCGAGGAACACGUCAAAAAGCACCUAAAGCAGGAGCCCGAAUGCCAAUCAACUAUAAAGGAGCAGGCGGGAUUUCUCCAGCACAGGACGAAGAGAGGCCGUGACUCUUUCUGGCGCAUGGUGGACCCCACGCAUGAAAGUCAGAAGCCUGGCGUUCAUGCGGCCGCAUCGACCAGGCGAUUGCAUGAAAGCGCACAUGCAGUCUCCCAGGCUCUCGACGCGGGUAUCGCGCAGGAGAGGCACUUGUUUGAGUCCCGUCGCCGACACCAGUUCUGCUCGGAGAAGAAUCAACAGAGGUCAGAGAGGCGGAGCAGGCGGAUCCCGGGAAGCUCUGGAGUGGAUGAGACAUGGCUGUCUACCAAACAAAGCCAUGCGAAGCGAGCAGAAGAGACGCAGGGUAGGUAAGUACCGAUGGUAAACGGACGGCGGCCUUGAAUGGUUCGGAAUUGGCGCUCACCGUUCGAGGCUCUGGUAAGAACAACGGCACACGGU
This is a messenger RNA of Westerdykella ornata, 806 nucleotides long. RefSeq lists its product as uncharacterized. The record is from RefSeq and is a predicted model, not a curated record. The transcript has 3 exons. Lineage: Eukaryota; Fungi; Ascomycota; Dothideomycetes; Pleosporales; Sporormiaceae. Bases 276 to 719 code for a protein of 147 amino acids.